CAAGAUGACCUCAAACUGUUUUAAAACAUUUUAACUUGCCCUGAAGAAUCUUGAUGAUUUUUUAAUAAAUGUUGUAUAAAAUUCUUUUACAGCUUCAGAUUUUUAAAUAGGAUCAUUGUAAAGAUUAAUAAUGUUUUAAUAUAGUCACAUAGUCCCUGGUCCAUGAUAAGUGUUAAAUUUUUCAGUUACCCUUAGUAACUGGUAUAAUGUAGCUGAAAGUACUCUAUAUUCAGACAGACCUGAAUUUGAAUCCCAGCUCUAUGACUUAUAUGUUGUGACUUUUUUUUUUUUUUUUUUUUUUUUUUUUUGAGACAGGGUCUCAUUCUGUUGCCCAGGAUGGAGUGCAGUUGCACAGCCUUGGCUCAUUGCAAACCCUACCUCCUGGGCUCAAGCAAUCCUCCUGCCUCAGCCUCCCAAGCAGCUGGGACUUUGCAUCACCAUGCCCAGCUAAUUUUUGUAUUUUUUAGAGGUAGGGUUUUUGUCAUGUUUCCCCAGCUGAUCUCCAGCUCCUGGGAUCAGGUAAUGUGCCCACCUCAUCCUCUCAAAGUGCUGGGAUUACAGGCAUGAGCCAGUAAUGACUUUAGACAAGUUAGGAGAGUGCCUAGCAAAGUACCUGGGACAUAUGUAGGUUUUCUGUAAAUCUUUGUGACCUUUGGCCCCAUUGUGAGGAGAGACUGAACAUAUAUUACUCCAUACUAGAAAUAAUUAACCAUCUAUUUGAUUUGGCUUUCAAUGUAGAGUGCUGAGCUUUUUUCUUAAAGUGCUAGUAAAGCCAGUCCUCAUUAAAAAUACAGUUAGAUGAGGUUUGGUGCGGUGGCUCAUGCUUGUAAUCCCAGCAGUUUGGGAGGCUAAGGUGGUCGGAUCACAAGGUCAAGAGAUCGAGACCAUCCUGGCCAACAUAGUGAAACCUCAUCUCUACUAAAAGUACAAAAGUUAGCUAGGCGUGGUGGCACACACCUGUAGUCCCAGCUACUCAGGAGGCUGAGGCAGGAGAAUCACUUGAACCCGGGAGGCAGAGGUUGCAGUGAGCCAAGAUUGCGCCACUGCACUCCAGCCUGGGCAACAGAGCAAGACUCUGUCUCAAAAAAAAAAAAAUAGAUGAGUCAGCAAAGCAAGUUAUUUCAAGAUUUGAAGAAACAUGAGACAAAACAACUUUUUGAGUAAUACUUUAACAUAUGAGAUUUGUCAGUUAGCAGUUGAAAACCUUGUACUUUAUCAUUUGUCCCUUAACCAUGGCCCACCAUGGAUAAAAGAUUAGCGACUUUGACAUAGGGCAAAAUGAAGAGUUUCUAAAGAGUCAAAUUAUUAUUGCUUUCAUUUCAUAAACCACAUUGUUAAAUUCAUUUGUGUGUUUGGCAUGGGUAUGCACACAUGUAUGUGUUUCCUAGGUUAAGCAAUUAGGAAAAGCAUAUUAUGAAAUAUGACAUAGACACAAAAAAGUUUAUUAAAAAUGUGUAUGUGGAGCCAGGUGCCAUGGCUCACGCCUGUAAUACCAGCACUUUGGGAGGCCGAGGUGGGCAGAUCACCUGAGGGCAGGAGUUCGAGACCAGCCUGACUAAUAUGGCGAAACCCUGUCUCUACUAAAAAUACAAAAAUUAGCUGGCCGUGGUGGCAGGCGACUGUAGUCCCAGCUACUUGGGAGAUUGAGACAGGACAAUUGCUUGAACCUGGGAGGCGGAAGUUGCAGUGAGCUGAGAUUGUGCCACUGCACUCCAGCCUUGGCGACAGAGCAAGACUCUGUCACAUAAACACACACACACACAAGUCCUUAUAUCAGUGAAGUUACUGAACUCCAUAAAAAUAACUAACUUCCACAAUGGUGCACAUCACUUGAUUAGUACAGUUGAAUUCUUUAUAACAACUUUCUGAUAGGCUCUUAUUGAGAGCUUCACUAGUUAAGUUUUCUUUCUCAAUGCCAGGUCUGACAGGUCAGUUUCAGCUCAACUCUGCCAUGCAUUAACUGUGAGACUGUGUUAACCUCUGUCUCUGCCCUUCAAUAUUUUCAAGAGUAAAAUGAGGAUAAUCAUAGUACUUGCUUCAUAGGCUUGUUCUAAAUACUGAGAUAAUGUUUUAACACAGUGCCUGGUCCACAGUGAAUGUUAAAGAUGUAGAAAGUUCAGAAAAUGGUAAUCUUAUUAGUUGAAGGUAGACCCAGAAAGUACUUUCUUAGACUAAGGAAGUUUUGAUUUUGCUUCUAAAAGGAUAUACUGUGUUAACUUACUUGGACGGUUUCUGAACUAACAACUUUUUAGCGGAAAACAAGCUGCUUGGGGUAGAGGAGAAGGAGGUGGGGUUGACAGUGCUCGAUAAGAGAGAAAUUCUUUAACCUUUUUUGUGUGUGGUAUGACAUUUCUUUUGAGGAAACUGAUCCAAGGUACAUCAGUGCUACCGUUUCCUCAUAGUAAACACUUUCUUUUCCAAGUUAUAAAGUGAUAGUGAAAGGUUCAAUAUUAACGAGGAUGGACCUCAAAGCUCAGGUUCCUUUCUGUAAAAUGAAGAUCUCUUCUGGAGCCUGUUUAUAUAACGAAGCAGAAAUAGAAAACACUGGCAUUUAUUAAAAAUGGCUCUCUCCCAAAGGGGAUUGUUUAAUUAUAUGAUGUAUGAUUCUAAUUAUAAGACUGGUUUCCACAACUCACACCAGAAAAUUCACUCAACAAACAUAAUGACCCUCUUUUUUUCCUCCCUAAGAAAACUGUGUUUUACAACAUUUUGAAGCACACAGUAAACUUAAUUAUAGAGCGAGCUUUAUAUAAAAACAUACACAGCUUUUUAAAUAAGACUUUUUAAAUUCAAAUUUUAAAAGCUGUGCCCCUAAAUGUUCAUUGUGGUUGUGAUAAACAUAAGAACGUUUAGAAAAUCAAUACACGAUUCAAGCUGUUAGAAACCAUGCCACCCUCUUAAAACACAUUUUUCCGGUGUCACAUCAGAUAAAGAAAACUCAAAUCCAGUGCCCUUUGGAUUUCAAGUUACCUUUGGGAUAAAUUUGGUUAAAAGUGUGCACUUAACCAGUCAGAAAGGACAGAUAUGUAAUUAUUCAAACAAAAAUUUACCUCAUAAAUAUGUCUGGAGGUAAGUACUGAAUCUAUUGUAAGUGGUACAUUUCAUAGGCCUGGUACAAGCUGUAACCACUAUUGGCUAAAAUUAGGUGUCUGCUUGCUCUGGAGAUACUUCUGAUAAUCGCCUACCAACUAUUGCCUGAUUUCAGCCAUCUUCCACGUGGCCAAGGAAGGAGUUGUGUAAACUACUCUGGGGUCAUGUCAGUCUCUGACUUUUGCCUCAAAUGUGCAGAUAAGAGAAGUGGAAACAGCCAGUCCUUGUACAGAUUGGCGGGGGAGGGGAGGGCAGUGCCACCCAAUCAGAAGCAUAGUCAGUGCCCGUGGAACAAUGAGCUGCUGAUGAGGGUGUGGCCUGGCAAACAGCUCUUAGACAAAACUGACAUUUUAUGGGUCAGCUAUAGACAGACAUGGCACUUCAGCUGUCUUCAGAAUAAUGUCACCCGGACCCCUCUCCUGUCUUCUGCAGUCUUAAAAGACCCAGUCCCUAAUUGAGGUCUGGCUUUUCCUCAGCCAGAUGAAGUAAAGAAGACCUAUUUAGAGACUGCUUCCUGUCACCACAAAAUCCUGAACAUUCGUCUCGAACAUGAAGCCUCCAAGAGAAGAAUUCCAGAACUGGACCAUAAGCAGAACCAUAGCUUAUUUACCAGAUCUCAUUGUCUACGGACGUUUCUCCCCAGACCGACCCUUCAUAGAUUCUUUUGAUGGAGUCCUGAUGUUUGUUGAUAUUUCAGGUUUUACUGCAAUGACUGAGAAGUUCAGUACAGCCAUGUACAUGGACCGAGGGGCUGAGCAGUUGGUGGAGAUCCUCAAUUACCACUUAAGUGCAAUCGUGGAGAAAGUGUUGAUUUUUGGAGGAGACAUCCUGAAAUUUGCAGGCGAUGCACUCCUAGCCCUGUGGAAGGUUGAGCAAAAGCAGCUGAAAGACAUUAUCACAGUGGUAAUUAAAUGUAGCCUGGAGAUCCAUGGAUUGUUUCAGACCCAGGAGUGUGAAGAAGGCCUAGAGAUCCGAGUCAAGAUAGGACUGGCUGCUGGCCACAUUAGCAUGCUGGUCUUUGGAGAUGAAACACAAAACCACUUUCUGGUGCUUGGUCCGCCAGUAGAUGAUGUGCGCCUUGCACAGAGUAUGGCUCAGACGAAUGAUGUUAUUCUGUCACCAAACUGCUGGCAGCUCUGUGACCGGAACAUGAUUGAAACGGAGAGGAUUCCAGACGAGAAAGCAGUUAAGGUUAACUUCUUAAAACCACCUCCUCACUUUAACUUUGAUGAAUUUUUCACGAAGUGUAUGACCUUCAUGAAUUAUUAUCCUUCUGGUAAGCCCAGAAACAUCCUGAGGCUUGCGUGCACAUUGAAGCCUGAUCCUGAACUGGAGUUGUCCCUACAGAAGUAUGUGAUGGAAAGCAUUUGGAAGCAGAUCGAUGACAGACAGCUUCAGGGCUAUUUGUCUGAGCUUCGCCCAGUGACGAUUAUGUUUGUGAACCUGAUGUUUAAAGAUGAAGAGAAUGCAGAAGAGGUAGGCCCAGCCAUCCAGGAUGCCUGUGUACACAUCAUUUCAGUCUUGAAGCUCUUCCGAGGCCAAAUCAAUAAAGUCUUCAUGUUUGACAAGGGCUGCUCCUUCCUCUGUGUCUUUGGCCUCCCUGGGGAAAAGGUACCUGACGAAGUCACUAAUGCUCUGGAAUGCGCUAUGGAUAUAUUUCACUUCUGCUCUCAAGUCCACAAAAUCCAAACUGUAUCCAUCAGCGUUGCCAGUGGAACUGUCUUCUGUGGGAUCGUUGGACACACUUUGAGACACGAGUACACAGUCAUUGGUCAAAAAGUCAACAUAGCUGCCAGGUUGAUGAAUUACUUCCCAGGAAUUGUGACCUGUGACUCUGUCACCUACAAUGGGAGCAACCUACCAUCAUACUUGUUUAAAGAAGUUCCGAAGAAAGUUAUGAAAGGUGUUGGAGAUUCUGGACCAUUCUAUCAGUGUUUGGGCCUUAAUGAGAAAGUCAUGUUUGGUGUGUCAUAUGUCAUCUGCAACAGAAAUGAGGGCUUCCCUUUGCUGGGACGUGAUAAAGAGAUCAAAUACUUCAUUGAUACUAUGAAUGAAUUUUUGACGUCUAACAGCAGCCAAGUCUUAAUGUAUGAGGCAUUAAUGGGAUAUGGAAAAACCAAGAUACUUACGGAAAUUGGGUACCUGGCCCACGGUGAGAACCACAAUGUUAUUGCCAUUGAAUUGACUAAGAUGAGCUUCCAUCAGCCUUUCCACACCAUCCAGAUGCUCGUAGCCAGUGUCCUAGGCCUGGGAACUUGUAAACAUUAUAAAGAACGGCAGACCAACCUUCGAAAUAAAGUCAUGACACUGUUGGAUGAAAAGUUCUACUGUCUUUUUAAUGACGUUUUCCUUGUUCAGUUCCCUGUUUCUCAGGAGAUUUCCAGUAUGAGCACCUUGAAAAAGCAAAAGCAGUUGGAAGUAUUGUUUAUGAAGAUCUUGGAGCAGACUGUGAAAGAGGAAAGGAUUAUUUUUAUCAUUGAUGAGGCCCAAUAUGUGGAUCCGACCUCCUGGGCAUUUAUGGAGAAGCUUAUCCGGACUGUUCCUAUCUUCAUCAUUAUGUCCCUGUGUCCCUUCGUUGACAUUCCCUGUGCAGCUGCCACUGCCAUAAUGAAGAACAGGAACACCACCUACAUCAGCAUUGGUCCAAUACAGCCUGAUGACAUCUACACCAAGGUCUGUCUGGACCUCAAUGUAAGCAGGAUCCCCAAAGAACUGGGCUCGUACCUGGUGGAGAAAAGCAGUGGGAUUCCAUUUUACUGUGAAGAAUUGCUUGAAAGCCUAGAACAUCACAAUGUACUCGUUUUCCAACAAAUGGAGUCUGAGGAAAAGACAAAUAUGACCUGGAAUAGCCUGUUCCAGAAUUUCAUUAAGCCAACAGAGAAGUUAAAAAUGUCUACUUCCCAUAGUGAUAGGAAAGGUGAAAAAGUCUGUCACCCCACAAGUGGGGUCAGAUUGCAAAACAUGUCACCCCCAGCGCCAUUAAAAGAAAUCUCUCUGGUCCAGCUGGAUAGCAUGAGCGUUUCCCACCAAAUGCUGGUGAGAUGUGCUGCCAUCAUUGGCAUGACCUUCACUACUGAGCUGUUGUUUGAGAUUCUCCCCUGUUGGAAUAUGAAGAUGAUGAUCAAGGCCCUGGCAAUCCUAGUAGAUUCUAACAUUUUUUAUUGUUUCCGGACUGGCAAGGAGCUUCAAAUGGCUCUGAAACAGAACGAGGCCUCAUUUGAGGUGCAUUAUCGCUCCUUGUCUCUGAGGCCCAGUGAAGGGAUGGAUCACAAGAAAGAGGAAGAGCUUCGUGAACUGCAGAGCGAAGUGAUCAAGUGCCACAUCAUCCGAUUCUGUAGCCCUAUCAUGCAGAAAACAGCCUAUGAGCUGUGGCUCAAGGACCAGAGAAAAGCCAUGCAUUUGAAAUGUGCCCGCAUUUUGGAAGAAAAUGCCCACAGAUGUGACCACUGCCGAAACAGGGACUUCAUUCCCUAUCACCACCUUACAGUGAAUAUUCGGCUCAACGCUUUAGACGUGGAUGCUGUUAAGAAGAUGGCUAAGUCUCGUGGAUUUCAAACUGAAGAAGAACUCAUCUUUUCCGAAUCAAAGAUUCCUAAGAAAUCUUCAUUGUUUCCUGAAAACCCCAGUCCAACAGAAAUAAGAAAAACGAUCUUGAAUUUCUUUGACAACAUUAUAACAAGAAUGAAGACAUCUGAUGAAGACAUUAUCCCUCUGGAGUCUUGCCACUGUGAAGAAAUCCUAGAGAUUGUCAUUUUGCCUCUGGCCCACCAUUUUCUGGCUUUGGAAGAAAAUAACAAAGCCUUGUAUUACUUCUUAGAAACCGUAUCUGCUUAUCUCAUCUUGCAUGAUAACUACAUGGCACACAGGUAUUUAAAUGAAGGAGAGAAGUUGCUAAAAACUCUCAAGAAGGACAAAUCUUGGAGCCAGACAUUUGAGUUUGCCACUUUUUACAGCCUCAAAGGUGAGGUCUGUUUCAAUAUGGGCCUGACAGUGCCUGCCAAGAAAAUGCUGAGGAAGGCGCUGAAGCUCCUCAACCGAAUCUUUCCUUACAACUUAAUCUCCUUGUUUCUCCAUAUCCACAUUGAGAAAAACAGACACUUUCAUUAUAUGAAUCAGCAGGCCCAAAAGAGCUCACCUCCAGGGAAGAAGAGGCUGGCACAACUUCACCGGCAAACUGUCUGCCUCUCCUUGCUGUGGCGCAUCUAUAGCUUAAAUUAUUUUUUUCCCUGCAAGUAUUAUGCCCACCUGGCAGUUAUGAUGCAAAUGAAUACUGCACUGGAAACUCAAAAUAAUUUCCAGAUCAUUAAGGCUUACCUAGACUAUUCGCUAUACCACCAGCUGGCUGGCUACCGGGGCGAGUGGUUCAAAUAUGAAGUCAUGGCCCUGGAGCAGCUCUUCAACCUCCCCCUGAAAGGCGAGGGCAUUGAAAUUGUGGCAUACAUCGCUGAUACACUGGUCUUCAACAAGCUCAUAAUGGGACACCUGGACUUGGCCACUGAGUUAGGCACCCGAGCCCACCGGAUGUGGGCACUGCUCCAGAAUCCCAGCCGACACUGUCUGUCCCUCUGCAGACUUACCCAAUGUCUCCUUUUGAAAAGCAGAUACAUGCAAUUGAUCCAGGUGCUGGAGUGUCUGUGGGAUCUUUCUGUAACACAGGAACACAUCUUGAGCAAGGCAUUUUUCUACUUCGUCUGCUUGGACACUAUGCUUUAUUCUGGUUUUGUUUAUAGAACAUUUGAAGAAUGUUUGGAAUUCAUAUACCAAUAUAAAGACAACGGAAUCCUCAAGUUCCAGAGUGGACUCCUCCUGGGACUUUAUUCGUCUGUGGCUCUCUGGUAUGCCAGACUUCAGGAAUGGGACGACUUUUACAUAUUUUCCAGUACAGCUAAAAAUCUGUUGCCAAGAAGAACCAUAACGCUUAUGUACUAUGAAGGACUGUCCAGGUACAUGGAGGGGCAAGUUCUUCAUCUUCAAAAGCAAAUCAAAGAACACUCAGAGAAUGCCCAUGAUAAUGGAAAGGAGCUCCUCAAGAACUUGGAGAAUCUGGUGGGUCAAAAUACCACUGGCCCUGUCUUUUACCCGAGGCUCUACCACCUGAUGGCUUACAUCUGUAUAUUAAUGGGAGACAGGCAGAACUGUCGCCUCUUUCUGAACACAGCGCUGCAGCUCUCUGACACUCAGGGGAAUGUGCUGGAGAAAUGCUGGCUGCAGAUGAGCACAGAAUGCUGGUACUCAACCUCUGAGUUAAAAGAAGACCAAUGGCCUCAGACGAUCUUGAGUCUCCCAUCAUGGGAAGAAAUUGUAACAGGCAGGGUAAACAUUCAGGAUAUUCAAAAAAACAAAUUCCUGAUGAGAGUUGAUACCGUGGACAAUCAUUUCUAUCAUGUCAAAGAAAAAAGAUAUGCAAAAGCAAAGCUGUGCAUUUUUUCUCCUGGUAACAUAAGUGAGUUCCACAAAGGAGGUUGGACAGACUCAGAUGGCACCACGAGGUUAACCACAGAGCCCUGCUGGCCUGGCAUGGAGGGAAGAGCUCCAAGCUAAGAAAUCAGAACAUAAGCUCUGCCAUAGACGCACUUGAUUCCUGCCUGAUACAUAUUCCCUGCCUGAUAAACAUAACCUCCCUAUUUUAGUGCAUUUUUGUGAGUAUUGAAUAAAAUAGUGAAGGUUAAAAAGUGUUGAAAAGUACAGUGUGGCAGACAAAUGAAAGAAACUGAUAUUAGACAGAUGACUGAUUUUAAAAUAAACACGUCAAAUACUAAACUUCGAUAAGCGCUGUCCCUUCAAGCUGUCAUCUGGAAGCUGUGUGUUCUCCCCAUGCUGCGACAUAGAAACCCCUUGCUUUCUAACGGCCUUAUUU
This is a messenger RNA of Callithrix jacchus (white-tufted-ear marmoset), 8947 nucleotides long. RefSeq names its product adenylate cyclase 10 (gene ADCY10). NCBI's taxonomy places the organism in Eukaryota, Metazoa, Chordata, Mammalia, Primates, Cebidae. Gene Ontology annotation, biological process: intracellular signal transduction; cyclic nucleotide biosynthetic process. The record is from RefSeq and is a predicted model, not a curated record. Gene Ontology annotation, molecular function: adenylate cyclase activity. Gene Ontology annotation, cellular component: cytoplasm.